Molecule: messenger RNA, 1475 nt
Organism: Culex quinquefasciatus (southern house mosquito)
Lineage: Eukaryota; Metazoa; Arthropoda; Insecta; Diptera; Culicidae
Product: serine protease 7
Exons: 3
Coding region: 55-1410 (451 amino acids)
Biological process (GO): proteolysis
Molecular function (GO): serine-type endopeptidase activity
Source: RefSeq, a predicted model, not a curated record
ACUCGCGUCCUCGUCCGGUGGUUGUUCGAACGGUUUUGUUCGCUCUCGUGAAUUAUGGCACUUUUUGAGGUGCUCAUGUGGAUCCAGUUGGGGCUCCUGGCCGGGGCAGCCCUGGGUCACCAAAACCAUCCUUCGGGGGCGGAAGAGCUGAUCGGAACGAGGUUCCGGUUUCCCAGCGAUAAUGAUGGACACGGUCCAAAUUCGGAUGCGUACAUCGAUCGGAUAAGCAGCUUUGACCGGUGGUCGAAUUACUGGGCUAAGACGCCGAAACCGGAUCGGGGGUGGAACGAGGCACCGGGUGAAUGCAUGACCCCAACGCGCAAGAACGGCCUUUGCGUGUCGAUCCACGACUGCCCGAGUAUGCUGGCCUUCUUCGGCGACCGGUUGCUGACCUGGGAGGAGCGUGACUUCCUGCGGCUUUCGGUGUGCACCGGGGCCACGUCCGGCCGGCAACCGUUUGUGUGCUGCCCGGACAAGGCCGUCCGCCCGUCCGGGACCGUUGGCCAGCCUACGACAGCGUACCCACCACCGGUCAUCUCGACGACGGACGCCACCGCCGUUGAUCCGACGCCGCGUGGUGAGGUAGCGGGCGGAGUGCUUCCCGACCCGAGACGGAACGAGUGCGGAAUCAGCAUCGGGAUGAGGAUCUACGGCGGCGAGGACGCCGACAUUGACGAGUUUCCAUGGUUGGCCAUGCUUGAGUACGAGAACUUCCGGGGCGAGCGCAAGUUCAGCUGUGGAGGUUCGCUGGUCAACAACCGGUACGUGGUCACGGCGGCCCACUGCGUGGUCGGGGAGGUCGAGAAGAAGGAGGGAACGCUAAUCAGCGUCCGGUUGGGCGAGUACGACACCACGACCGAGAUCGACUGCAUUGAACAGGACGGCGAGAAGAUUUGUGCGGAUCCACCGGUGGACGUGGCACUUGAGGAGAAGAUCCCCCACCCAGAGUACGACGAACUGAGCAAGGUGAACGACAUUGCGCUGCUGCGGAUGGCCCGGGACGUCCUGUACACGGACUUCAUCCAGCCAGUCUGUUUGCCGCUGCCGGACUUUAGGAGUUCGGUGGCCGGUGACGUGAACUUUGUAACCGGAUUCGGGCGCACGCUGAAGGGCAGCCGUAGCCCAAUCAAACAGAAGCUGGGCAUCAAGGUGUACGACCAGGACCGGUGUCGGGCCAAGUUUGCCACGAAGAAGGCGGACAUUACGUCGAAGCAGCUGUGCGCCGGUGGGGACUUUGCCAAGGACUCGUGCCACGGAGAUUCGGGCGGUCCGUUGAUGAAGCUGCAGAAGGUUUGGACGCUGGAGGGUGUGGUGUCGUUCGGGAAUCGCUGUGGACUCGAGGAUUGGCCCGGAGUUUACUCGAGGGUGCUCGCGUACAUGGACUGGAUUAGGGCGACCGUUAGGAAUUAGGAAAAAUUUUAGUGCGUGUAAUAUGUGUUUGAAGGAAUAAAGACUACACUGAAUAAUUUUAUGUA